AUGAAAAAAUUCUUUUUUUUAUUGGUAGUUGCUAGAGUAAUAUAUCCUUUCAUAUAUUACGAUACUGGAUUAGCUAGAGAUUUUGAUUAUACUUUUGAAGCAAGUUUUAAUUGUAGGAAUGGUCUAACGAAAUCAGCUACUAUCCCUUUUUCAGAUACAUUUGAAAAGAUUCCUUAAGUAUUUUUUACUCCUGAACAUUUUGAACAAGAAAUGCCUUAAGUGGGAUUUUAAAUUGUCAAUAACAGCCAUAACUUAAACAUGUAUAUAUUCGUUUUAUUUAAUUAAUUUGUAGCUUUUACAGUAAAUAUAUACUGUGUUUAAUAAAGAGUGCAUGCAAUAAAAAUGAGAUGGUUUGCCUUAGAUGA
Messenger RNA from Paramecium sonneborni, 365 nucleotides. NCBI's taxonomy places the organism in Eukaryota, Ciliophora, Oligohymenophorea, Peniculida, Parameciidae. The record is from the annotation of a GenBank genome assembly.